AUGUCUGACCAUGAUAUUGCCCGACCAGUGCCCAACAAUGAAUGGAUGAUUGAAAGGAUUGGAGAUGAUUCAAACAAUUACCGCCUGCAUUUAAAUGAUGAUAAACUUCGGCUGCAGAUGGGGAUUAGCGUUCCUUUACCUGUUCGUACAUAUAUACUUCACCUUCCUUUGGUUGGUGGGGUAAACUUGGAGGAGCCAACCAAGAAUCCGCCAACAAUGAUGCUUCGAUACAAGUACGCCAUCUAUUCAGCUGAUUCUUGGUUGUCUCUAGCCUCAGAAACCACCGAUUAA
Messenger RNA from Cavenderia fasciculata, 291 nucleotides. RefSeq lists its product as uncharacterized. Bases 1 to 291 code for a protein of 96 amino acids. NCBI's taxonomy places the organism in Eukaryota, Evosea, Eumycetozoa, Acytosteliales, Cavenderiaceae. The record is from RefSeq and is a predicted model, not a curated record. The transcript has 3 exons.